Molecule: messenger RNA, 1307 nt
Organism: Pseudophryne corroboree (corroboree frog)
Lineage: Eukaryota; Metazoa; Chordata; Amphibia; Anura; Myobatrachidae
Gene: COPE
Product: COPI coat complex subunit epsilon
Exons: 10
Coding region: 1-1047 (348 amino acids)
Biological process (GO): retrograde vesicle-mediated transport, Golgi to endoplasmic reticulum; endoplasmic reticulum to Golgi vesicle-mediated transport; intra-Golgi vesicle-mediated transport
Cellular component (GO): COPI vesicle coat
Molecular function (GO): structural molecule activity; protein binding
Source: RefSeq, a predicted model, not a curated record
AUGCCACUGGGGGAGGGUGAGCGCCCGUACUCCGGCCCAUCACGCAGGCUGCGUCGUGUGCGCAUGUGUAGGGUGCUCGCUGGAUCGGGCGGAAGUGAGUGUCAGGGGCUGCUACUGCUGCUGGCGGGUGACGUGUCCGGCUCAGCGAUGGCAACUCAGGGGGAAGUGGACGAACUGUUUGAUGUAAAAAAUUGGUUUUAUAUUGGCAGCUACCAGCAGAGCAUCAACGAGGCCCAGAGAGUGAAGCCUUCAAGUCCAGAGAAAGAGGUGGAAAGAGAUGUAUUCCUGUAUAGAGCAUAUAUAGCGCAGAGGAAGUAUGGAGUAGUUCUGGAUGAAAUUCGCACUAAUGCCAGUGCUGAGCUGCAAGCUGUCCGUAUGUUUGCAGAAUAUUUGUCCAAUGAAAGUCGCAGAGAUGCUAUAGUCUCUGAGCUGGAUAAAAAGAUGGCUAAGAGUGUUGAUGUCACUAACACAACCUUCCUCCUGAUGGCAGCUUCAAUUUAUUUCCAUGAUGGCAACACAGAUGCUGCCCUGCGAACUCUUCACCAGGGAGACAGCCUGGAGUGCAUGGCAACAAUAAUCCAAAUACUGCUGAAAAUAGACAGACUUGAUCUGGCUCGCAAGGAACUAAAGAAAAUGGUGGACUUGGAUGAAGAUGCAACACUAACACAGCUGGCAACAGCAUGGGUUAACAUUGCCAUGGGUGGAGAUAAAUUGCAGGACGCCUUCUACAUUUUCCAAGAGAUGUCUGAUAAGUACUCCUCCACUCUCCUGCUGCUGAAUGGACAGGCAACUUGUUACAUGGGGCAAGGAAAGUGGGAGGACGCUGAAGGAGUCUUGCAGGAAGCUUUGGAUAAGGACAGCAGUCACCCAGAAACUCUGAUUAACUUCAUUGUACUGACCCAACACAUCAGCAAACCCCCGGAGGUCACAAACCGCUAUCUGUCUCAGCUGAAGGACGGACAUCGAAAUCAUCCAUUCAUUAAGGAAUUUCAAGCCAAGGAGAACGAAUUUGACCGCCUUGUCCUGCAGUACGCUCCCAGCUCAUGAAUUGCAUCUGAUUUAAUUUAUAUGUAUGCUGUUGAAAUUUAUAAUCUGUGUCUGGCAAAAAAACAAGUUCAGAAGUGUAAUUACAGGGGAGAAUUCCUUACUGUAGUACUUUAAUGCCAUUUAAUAUACUGAUUCCCUUUUGGAGACUUGGACACCUACAUUUCUUUGAUUAUGUCAUUAAUUGUAAUAUGCUCACCUGUUCUCCAGUCGCAUUUUUUUCUUUGGCCAUGAACAUUCCCAAUAAAAUGACUUUUCUUUCA